Camelus dromedarius (Arabian camel) is the source of this 1735-nucleotide messenger RNA. RefSeq names its product fascin actin-bundling protein 1 (gene FSCN1). Gene Ontology annotation, molecular function: actin filament binding; protein-macromolecule adaptor activity. Lineage: Eukaryota; Metazoa; Chordata; Mammalia; Artiodactyla; Camelidae. Gene Ontology annotation, cellular component: ruffle; microvillus; filopodium. The record is from RefSeq and is a predicted model, not a curated record. Gene Ontology annotation, biological process: actin filament bundle assembly; establishment or maintenance of cell polarity; cell migration.
GUGGAGCACUGCUGAGAGUGCGCGCCGAGAGGCGCCUGCUGAACAAAGGAGCAGGGCGCAGCCCCUGCGGGGACCUGCCACCGACCUCCCGUGCUGCGCCAGGGCCUCCAACUCGCUCGCAGCCACCAUGACCGCCAACGGAACGGCAGAGGCCCUGCAAAUCCAGUCCGGGCUCAUCAACUACUGCAACAAGUACUUGAAGGCCGAGACAUUUGGAUUCAAGGUGAACGCGUCGGCCAGCAGCCUGAAGAAGCAGCAGAUCUGGACCCUGGAGCAGCCGCCCGACGAGGCGGGCAGUGCAGCCCUGUGCCUGUGCAGCCACCUGGGCCGCUACCUGGCGGCGGACAAGGAUGGCAACGUGACCUGCGAACAUGAGGUGCCCGGCGCCGACUGCCGCUUUCUGAUGGUGGCACACGAUGACAGCCGCUGGUCGCUGCAGUCCGAGGCGCACUGGCGCUACUUUCGUGGCACCGAGGACCGCCUGUCGUGCUUCGCUCAGAGGGUGUCGCCGGCUGAGAAGUGGAGCGUGCACAUCGCCAUACACCCGCAGGCCAACAUCUACAGCCUGGCCCGCAAGCGCUACACUCCCCUGAACUCGCAGCCCGCUGACGAGAUCUCAGUGGACCGCGACGUGCCCUGGGGUGUUGACUCGCUCAUCGCGCUGGCCUUCCAGGACCAGCGCUACAUCUUGCAGACGGCUGACCACCGCUUCCUGCGCCACGAUGGGCGCCCAGUGGCGCACCCCGAGCCCGACACGCUCGAGUUCCGCUCUGGCAAGGUGGCCUUCUGCGACUGCCAGGGCCACUACCUUGCGCCGUCGGGCCCCAGCGUCACGCUCAAGGCGGGCAAGGCCACCAAAGUGGGCAAGGACGAGCUCUUUGCCCUGGAGCAAAGCUGCGCCCAGGUCGUGCACAGCUGCUACUUCAACAUCCAGUGGCGUGAUCGGCGGAUCAUACUGCGUGCAUCCAAUGGCAAGUUUGUGACAGCCAAGAAGAAUGGCCAGCUGGCUGCCUCGGUGGAGACAGCAGGGGACUCGGAGCUCUUCCUCAUGAAGCUGAUCAACCGGCCCAUCAUCGUGUUCCGCUGGGAGCACGGCUUCAUCGGCUGCCGCAAGGUCACAGGCACCCUGGACGCCAACCGCUCCAUAGAUGUCUUCCAGCUGGAGUUCAGGGACGGUGCUUACAUCAAAGAUUUCACGGGCAAGUACUGGAUGGUGGGCAACGACUCCUCGGUCACCAGCAGCAGUGACAUCCCUGUGGACUUCUUUGAGUUCUGCCACUACAACAAGGUGGCCAUCAGGGUGGGCGGACACUACCUGAAGGGGGACCAUGCCGGGGUCCUGAAGGCCUGCACUGACACCACUGACCCCGCCACGCUGUGGGAGUACUAGCCUCCGCCCACCGCCCUGUCCCAGACCCCUCCUGCUAACUCUCUUCUCCACGUGGGCUCCGCCGCAAGUGGCGAGCCCCUUGCCUUUCAAACUGGAAACCCAGAGAAAACGAUGCCCUCACCCGUUGCCUUAUGUGGCCUCCCCCAGGCAGGUCAGCAGCUGUGGCCUGACCCUCGGAGGGAUUUCAGAUCCUGCUGCCCUCUCUCCUCUGUCCUGGGCGAGGCUGGAACCUUUCUUCUGACCUCAGAUGACUCUGAGCCUUAUUUCCCUGAAGAGGCCAGGGAGAAGUGGGGGGCUGGGAGGACUUCCCAAGCCCCUUGGUAUGGCAAGGUGUGUAACUGGAAU